Messenger RNA from Tribolium madens (black flour beetle), 689 nucleotides. Its product is annotated as 60S ribosome subunit biogenesis protein NIP7 homolog. Gene Ontology annotation, biological process: ribosome assembly; ribosomal large subunit biogenesis. The transcript is spliced from 3 exons. The record is from RefSeq and is a predicted model, not a curated record. NCBI's taxonomy places the organism in Eukaryota, Metazoa, Arthropoda, Insecta, Coleoptera, Tenebrionidae. Gene Ontology annotation, cellular component: preribosome, large subunit precursor; nucleus; nucleolus. Gene Ontology annotation, molecular function: RNA binding. The coding region runs from base 119 to 661 and encodes 180 amino acids.
AAGAGGGGGAAACACUAAGUAAAAGUCACCAACAAUUUAAAACAAGUUUUAACCUCAAAAACCAUUACAAUCAAUACGAUAAUAAUAUUACAUUGGAAAUUAAUGAAAUAUAUUAAAAAUGAAAAGACUCUCUGAGGAACGAACCAAAACCUUGUUUGAAAAGUUGGCAAAAUAUAUAGGACCCAACGUUAAGUUACUAAUAGAGCGAGCAGAUGGAAUUUACUGCUUUCGUGAACAGAAAGACCGAGUUUACUACAUUUCUGAGAAAAUUUUAAAACUGGCCGAAAGUGUGCCAGCAGACCAACUAAUUUCUGCAGGAACAUGUUUUGGGAAGUUUACAAAAUCGAAUAAAUUUCGUUUGCACAUAACUGCGUUGAGUUAUCUGGCGCCUUAUGCUCAGUGCAAAAUUUGGCUAAAACCGUCAGCAGAACAACAAUUUCUUUAUGGUAAUCAUGUUUCCAAGGCUGGAUUAGGCAGAAUUAGUGAAAAUACGGAGAAAUACCAGGGGGUUUUGGUGUAUAGUAUGUCUGAUUUGCCCUUAGGGUUUGGGGUUGCGGCAAGAUCGACAGCAGAAUGUAAACAUGCAGAUCCAUUGACGCCCGUUUGUUUCCACCAAGCAGACAUCGGAGAGUACAUUCGAUCAGAGGAAAAUCUUUUGUAAUUCAAGCAAUAAAUUUGUAAAAUUCGUA